GAAAGCUAUUCUGGGGGGACGACGACGUCUUUUCGAUUUCAGCUGGGCUUACUCGGCCCCUCCCUGCCCAGCCCCGCCUCCUCUGGGGGUUGAGCAACCCCAGUGACAACCUGGGGAGACGAGAGGGAGGGGGGGGAGGCCGACCAGCGCCUUUAAGGGGCGUGGCCUCUUGCCACGCCUCGGAGCCUCCGUACGCCGGCAGGGGCGGGGCUGGAGAGGGAGGAGGUCGGAGGCGGGAGGGGGAGGCGUGCACCGCCGCGCAGGCGCAGUGAGCGCGCGACGGGCACUCGCUUUCCAAAAUGGCGGCGGCGAUGGAUGUGGACACCCCCAGUGGCACCAACAGCGGCGCCGGCAAGAAGCGCUUUGAAGUGAAAAAGUGGAAUGCGGUAGCUCUCUGGGCCUGGGAUAUUGUGGUGGACAACUGUGCCAUCUGCAGGAACCACAUUAUGGACCUUUGUAUAGAAUGUCAAGCCAAUCAGGCAUCCGCCACCUCUGAAGAAUGUACUGUCGCAUGGGGAGUCUGCAAUCACGCCUUCCACUUCCACUGCAUCUCUCGCUGGCUCAAAACCAGGCAGGUGUGCCCGCUGGACAACAGAGAGUGGGAGUUUCAAAAGUAUGGGCAUUAGAAAAAGCACCUUCUUCCUCAAGAUUAUCACUUUUGUUCGCUACUUGAUGACUUGCUGUCCUGUUGCUUAAUUAUACAUGAGUUAAAGCCAGUCUUUGGUCUUGUGUGCAGCGUCUUUUGAGUUUGGUCUUAGUGCCACCAUAUUGUAUUCUGUGUGAAAUAAAGCCCUGUUGGAUCCAAGAAA
Molecule: messenger RNA, 809 nt
Organism: Sarcophilus harrisii (Tasmanian devil)
Lineage: Eukaryota; Metazoa; Chordata; Mammalia; Dasyuromorphia; Dasyuridae
Gene: RBX1
Product: ring-box 1
Exons: 5
Coding region: 300-626 (108 amino acids)
Biological process (GO): ubiquitin-dependent protein catabolic process; protein ubiquitination
Cellular component (GO): cullin-RING ubiquitin ligase complex; nucleus
Molecular function (GO): ubiquitin protein ligase activity; cullin family protein binding; zinc ion binding
Source: RefSeq, a predicted model, not a curated record